Messenger RNA from Zingiber officinale, 1464 nucleotides. RefSeq names its product lysophospholipid acyltransferase LPEAT1-like. Gene Ontology annotation, biological process: phospholipid metabolic process. Gene Ontology annotation, cellular component: endoplasmic reticulum. Lineage: Eukaryota; Viridiplantae; Streptophyta; Magnoliopsida; Zingiberales; Zingiberaceae. The record is from RefSeq and is a predicted model, not a curated record. Gene Ontology annotation, molecular function: lysophosphatidylethanolamine acyltransferase activity. The transcript has 9 exons. Bases 126 to 1328 code for a protein of 400 amino acids.
UCCGGAUUAGUCUGCCUAACUUAAAAAAAAAUCUCUCCAUUCUUCUUUACCAUGUAAACCAACGGCCCACUUCAGCUUCCCUCUUCCCGUUCCCGUUCACCGUACCGUCGUUAAAUAUUCCUCCCAUGGCGUCGCCCGGCCUCACCGAUCUCGCCGGAGCUGAUGGAUCCGAAUCUAAUUCCUCCCUCUUUCCACCUGGAGGCGAAGGCGACUCGGCCACUCCCAAGUACGAUCAGCCGCUCCUCAAACCCGACUCCUCCCCCACCGCUGCCUUGGCCUCCGCCGCGGUACCGAUUUCUUCCGAGGAGUUGGAUAGGAAGUAUGCCCCCUACGUGCGAAGGGACGCCUACGGCACGAUGGGAAGGGAGAAGCUCCCUCUGACGGAGAAGAUUUUGUUAGGGAUAGCGGCGGUGACGCUGGUGCCCAUUCGCGUGGUUGCAGGGGUGCUGAUACUUGUGUUUUACUAUCUUAUCUGCCGGAUAUGCACGUUAUUCUCCCCUCCGAGUCGGGAGAAUGGCCAGGAGGAUUACGCUCACAUGACUGGGUGGAGGAGGGAGGUGAUUGUGCGAUGCGGGAGAUUUGCCUCUAGGGCAAUGCUCUUCGCGUUUGGUUUUUACUGGAUCAAAGAGAGUCGUCGGGGCCUUGGUAACGAGGUCAAUGAAUUUGAAAGACCAGGUGCCAUUGUUUCAAAUCACAUUUCUUAUGUGGAUAUUCUCUAUCAUAUGUCAUCAGCCUUUCCAAGUUUUGUUGCAAAGAGAUCAGUAGCUAGUCUUCCCUUGGUUGGUCUCAUCAGCAAGUGUCUUGGUUGUGUCUAUGUUCAACGGGAGUCCAAGUCAUCUGAUUUGAAAGGGGUUUCAGGUAUUGUCACAGAAAGAAUCCAGAAAUCCCACAAAGACUAUCUUUGCCCAAUGAUGUUGCUCUUUCCAGAGGGAACUACUACAAAUGGUGAUUUUCUUCUUCCUUUCAAAUCUGGUGCCUUCUUAGCCAAAGCACCCGUGGUUCCAGUUAUUCUUCGGUAUCCUUACCAUAGAUUUAGUCCGGCAUGGGAUUCCAUAUCAGGGGUACGCCAUGUUUGUUUGCUUCUUUGCCAAUUUGUAAACCAUCUUGAAGUGAUCCAUUUGCCUGUUUAUUAUCCUUCCGAGCAAGAAAAGGAGGAUCCCAAACUCUACGCUAACAAUGUGCGGAAGUUAAUGGCAACUGAGGGAAAUCUAAUGCUUUCAGAUGUUGGACUUGCCGAGAAACGAAUCUACCUUGCUAUUCUGAAUGCCCUCAAAAAAAAUGCUCGACGUAAAAAAUCACGGUGGCUAUUUUCCCCCCUUCAUAUUUAGGUUUUUUUUGUCUUCUUCUUGUUGUUGUUGUUUUUGGUUGUAGUGAUAACUUUGUAUUAGCCAUUUACUUAACAAUUUUAUUUUGAGUACAAGGAAAAGUUCACAGAAAUGAUAAAUAUGGAGAUUAGCUGAGAUG